AUGACUAAUAUUAAAAAGCUUUUGAAGAUACCUUACAGCAAAUCUCAUGUCAGCAUGGCAGUACAUCGUGUUGGGAGGACACUCCUAAUUGAUGACCUAGAUAUUCAGGAACUUUUUGUGAGGUCUUCUCAGACAGGGGAUUGGACAUGGUUAAAAGAAUUCUACCAAAGACUGGUAGAUCAAAAGUGGCAGAGAAAAAAGAAGAGCAAAGAACACUGGUAUCAGAAAGCCAUGCUUUCCAAGUUUUUAUACUACAGCAUUAAUGGUGAUGGCGCAGCUGAGCCAGUUUCUUCAUCAUCAGACGAACCAACUGAAGUUCAGUCUCCAAGAUCAUCUGAUGACUUGAACACUACUUCAUGGCCUGCACCCUUUGAAAUGUCUCCUUCUUCAGUAUCGGAAGAUGCAGACUCUUCUAAAGAGGGUCUUAAAAAUGAUUUUGUGCGUAACAUCUUGUGGACCUUUGAGGACAUUCAUAUGCUGGUUGGCUCAAAUAUGCCAAUAUUUGGUGGAGGAAGAUAUCCUGCUGUCAGCUUGCGUCUAAGGGAUAGCAACAAACCAAUUAAUGUGCUGACUGGAAUUGACUACUGGCUUGACAACCUAAUGUGUAAUGUUCCAGAGCUUGUUAUGUGUUUUCAUGUCAAUGGAAUUGUCCAGAAAUAUGAAAUGAUAAAGACAGAGGAUAUUCCCAAUUUGGAGCAUUCAAAAUUUUCUACCAAAGUUGUAAAAGAUAUUGCACAGAAUAUUUUGUCUUUCCUUAAAUCCAAUUGCACUAAAGAGGGACAUACAUACUGGCUUUUCAAAGCAAGUGGAAGUGACGUAGUAAAGUUGUAUGAUCUCACCACCCUUUGUGAAGAAGCUGCAGAAGACAAGUACCAAAACCCCUUCACAUUGCCAGUGGCAGUUCUACUUUAUAAGGUUGCAUAUAAUAUGAUGCUGAAGAAAAAUCAAAAUAGAAAACAUUAUGGAACCAUAAGAACCUUGCUGCUGAACUGUAUUAAACUUCUAGAUAAAGAAAGGCAUCCUCAGAUUCUUGCUUCUGCCAAUUUUAUGCUGUCUGAGCUGUUUCAGUUAAAUGAUCCUAAAAAGGAAGAGACUGGUUUGCUACCUAAUGGGAAUUCAGAUGAUAGUUACAGUGAAGAGGAGGAUGAGGAAAUGCCUGACAGUGAUGAAACCAGCUCAUACAGUAACGGGUCUGAUAUUGCAGAGGACAGCAAAGCAGUCGCAGUUAUUAAGUCUGUUGGAGAGCUGUAUGUACCAGAAAAAUAUAAAUCAACUCAUCAUAUACGGUCUAGCUGUGCAUUUCCAGUUUGUCAUGACACUGAAGAACGUUGUAGACUCAUUCUUGGCUAUGUCCUUGAGGGUCUAAGAAGUGUUGACAACAGUAUUGAAAGGAAUGGACAGCUUCCUUCAGCUGACCCCAACACCCCGAUCCCUCUAAAAUAUGAAGAUGAAUCUGAUUCUGGAAAUUCUUCAGAUCUUGAGAAGCAACUUUCCUUGCUUUUAGACAAAAUGGGAUUCCUUCAGGAAGACUCUGUAUUUCCAAAUCGAUCUGGAAUGGUUCCAGGUACCUGGCAGUACAAAAUGAAAUUACAGUUGAUCCUCAAGGCAUCAAAGGCUUAUUAUGUGUUAGCAGAUGCAGCCACUGGUCUUCAGAAGUAUGGAAGAGCGUUAAGAUACAUUAAAUUAGCUUUACAGUGUCAUGAUGCAUACAGCUCCCUUAGUACUAGCCUGUUUCCAGAACUGGCUUUGUUGUUGAGUAACUACUUAACACUGUGUGGGGAUAUUCAUUUGAUGCUUGCCCAGAAUGCAAAUAAUCGAGAAGCUUAUUUGGAGGAAUAUAAUUAUCAGACUAAAGAUGAUCAAGAAAUAUCGCAUAGUCUUCGUCAGGAAUCCAGUUGUCAAGCUUUCGGAUGGGCUACAGAUUUAUCAACAGACUUGGAAUACCAACUUUCUCUUAGCUGCAGGUGUUAUGAAGCAGCUCAUGAGCUCAUCCUCCAUGGGGAGCUGAAAGCUCAAAAUGCAGACCAUUACAUGCGGGUGCUGAAAAGACUUGGUAAUAUAAGGAAUGAAAUUGGAGUAUUCUACAUGAAUAAGGCAGCUACUGUGCAGACAGAAAGAGCAGUCAGCAAAGGGAUAUCCACACUGGAGAAAGAACUAUGGAAGAAAAGUUUCUCUUAUUUUGAGAAGGGGAUUCAGGACUUUGAGGCUAUUGGUGAUGCAACAAAUAUUGCACUAUUGCUGUGCAAUACAGGAAGAUUAAUGAGAGUUUGUGCUCAGGCACAUUGUGGCAUUGGGAAACAUGUUAAUCGAGGAGAAUUUUCACAUGAAGAGGCCCUCUAUUAUAACAAGGCUAUCGACUACUAUUCAAAAGCACUAAAAUCUCUUGGAAAUAGAGAGACCCAUAUAGUAGUUUGGGACUCUGUGAACUGGGAGUUAUCAACUACAUAUUUUACUUUGGCAACACUACAGCAGGAUUAUGCACCUCUGACCAGAAAAGCACAAGAACAGAUUGAAAGAGAAGUUACAGAGGCCAUGUUGAAAUCAUUGAAGUAUUGUGAUAUUCAUACAGAAUCAGCCCGACAGCCUCUUUGCCAGUACAGAGCAGCAACCAUUCAUCAUAGGCUUGCAUCAAUGUAUCAUAGCUGCCUGAGGAACCAGGUUGGUGAUGAACAACAGAGGAAGCAACAUAAAGUAUUAGCUGAGCGCCAUUAUAGUAAAGCUGUAAAACUGUUUAACACAUUGAAUGAUGCACCACAUGAGCAUCUCAGAGUGCAGUUAGAGAGAGUAGCAUUUGCAGAGUUCCAAAUGACUGGACAGAAUAGUAAUGCUGUAAAACUGAAAACUCUCUCUCGAGCUCUUGAGAUAAUGACAGAGACAAAAAGUGCCUUUCUGCUUAUUGCAAAUGAAAUAGCAGUUGAACAAGACCAGGUAAACGACAUUGAAAGAAGUACUGGUGGAACUGCAUCAGAAAGUGGCACAUCUUCCAAUGUGAAUAGAGAAGAAGUCCUAAAGCUCCUUAAUAUAUUUGAGUCUCGUCUGACUUUUUUUCUUUUACAGAUUAUUAAGCUGACCUCAGCAAAAAAGAAAACAAGUACUUCAAAUACAGAUGAAGAUUCUAUGUUGACAAACUAUAAGCAAGUAUACUCAACUUUGCUGCGUGCUGCAGCCGAGAAAAAUACAACAAUGGUACAGAGAAUCAAAACAAUAAUAGAUGCACUAAAUCAGCUAGCUCCAAAGGAACAGUCCGGUAGUGCUGGAACCCAGUAGAAAGUCUGAUGCUUCAUGGCACUAGUCUGAAAUUAUGAUCAUUUGUUAGUAAUUGGAUCCACACUUAAUGCAGUGAUCAGUACCAUAACUUUCUAUUUUAUGGGUUUUAAAAUCUUACCUUUAAUUCUUUUUUAGCUCAUUACUGGAUGGGAAUGGUGUCUGCUAGCUGCUAUCUUUUGAGUCAUAAUUCAGAAGUAUCAAGGAGUAUGAACUUAACUGUUUUCCCUCUGCAGCUAUAAGAGAUGCUUCUCUGAAGAUGAUUGGAUCUUUGCAGGGUUAAUGUGUGAAGAUGGUCUUGUUCAUCUACCUCUGCUAUACCUCUUACGUGAAAUAGCAUAUGCUGUUUUUGUACAUUUUUUUGUAACUGUAAACCCUGAUGCAGAAAAAUGAAGUAAAUGUGCCCUGUUGUAGAGGGUAUUCAAGCAAACUGAAAUCACUGUAAAUAUAGCUUGCCUGAAAUUAGGAGCAUCACUGCUUGUAUUAAUGUUCCUGACAUAUUAGAUGCUUAAACCAACCAUUCUCCAGCUAUUACAGUUACUUAUCCCCCCUCAGAUUUUAGUGAAACAAAAAUUGUAACUUAAAGCAGUUGUCCCACUCUCAUUUUGUUAGUGUACUGUAUAUUUUGUGUAGUCAUUGAACGCAGUGUUAGCUAUUAAAACAACUCUGGUAUUUGGAUCCUGCUACAAACUAGCAUCUCAUCCAGCAUUAUUACUUUGCCUUACAUCCACUACUUGCUGGGUUAGGUUACUGCCAACUAGAACUGGAUAAAGUUGGUAUUGGAGAAUGGAGAUAUAAAUAUCUCACUGAACAGUAUUUGGAAGUAGCAAGGGUGGUCAGCACAAUGCAAUCCCGAUAAAAUUACCAAUGAAUUAAUAAUUUAGAAGAUAUAUUGGUUCAGUUUAAAGCAUUCUAUGUAAAGUUAUUAGUGGACUAGUACUGGAGAAAAAAUGUAGGUUAACAGAAACUAUUCACUAUAACAUUAUUAAUGAAUCAGUAGUGUAGGUUAAAGGGAGGUUAAAAACAUACUGGAGAAAAGAAUGUAGGUAAACAGAAGCUAUUCACCAUAACAUUAUUGAUGAAUCAGUAGUGCAGGUAAA
Protopterus annectens (West African lungfish) is the source of this 4364-nucleotide messenger RNA. RefSeq names its product erythroid differentiation regulatory factor 1 (gene EDRF1). The record is from RefSeq and is a predicted model, not a curated record. The transcript is spliced from 23 exons. Bases 1 to 3267 code for a protein of 1088 amino acids. NCBI's taxonomy places the organism in Eukaryota, Metazoa, Chordata, Ceratodontiformes, Protopteridae. Gene Ontology annotation, biological process: positive regulation of DNA-templated transcription.